Molecule: messenger RNA, 1311 nt
Organism: Drepanopeziza brunnea f. sp. 'multigermtubi' MB_m1
Lineage: Eukaryota; Fungi; Ascomycota; Leotiomycetes; Helotiales; Drepanopezizaceae
Source: RefSeq, a predicted model, not a curated record
AUGGCUGCCGACCCAGACCGACAGUUACCAAAGCCGCCUCAGCCACAGGAUGGGAAGAGAGAGAGGGUUCCAAUGGCUCCGCUCAUCUCGAGCGAGAAGUCUUCUCUACCCAAAAGUAGUUCCCCUUCCCCGUUCCAAAGCUCACCAACACCGGUCAAGAUAGCAAAACCUCGCAUCCUGCGAGAAGGUCCUCUGCUUGCGCAGGUGGAUUCCAAGCAAACCAGCUGCCUAAACUCUCUGCCCUCUGAUCCCUCCCAGCUUCCUACAGAUACGGCCGAUCGCCCAACCUCCCGCGGAGGCCCUCAACCUGCGCAAGCUCCCACAGACACAAGUAGCGCUCGAGGGAUCCGAAGUAGCCCUCGCAGACUAGAAAGCCUCUCGAGCACACAUGCAGCAAAUCCAUACAGAAGCUGGCUGUCCGAGCUGGCUGAUAGCACUCAAUGGCCUAUGCCUUGGCCCACCGGGGGAUCCGAGUUCAUCGACGAUGGGUACCAAGUGCUGCCUGUCAGACACCGAGAUGAUCUUGAGAUUUCGCUCAUUGGGAGCUCCUUCUGCUCGUGCAUUUCCAGAUUUGAACACCAGGUCUUUCAAUGUUCGGGCGCCGAGAACUUCUUUGACAACUGGGAGGUCACAAGGAUGGCGAUGCCGAAUGGCUUCAGCUUUAGAACCGAAGCUUUGCAGCGAGUGUUUGCGGAACUCCCAUUCGCCAGAACGGGUUCUUACACAAAUACCGACUACUCAAACCCGAGUGUCUGGGACGCCUUGCAUCAAGAGCCGAAGGUCUUGAUGAGAUUUAUCUGGGCCCUAACAAGGAAUAUUUUUACCCGCUGGGACACUCGGACAGAGAACGUUGGACGACAAGAAGUAGCAGGAUUGAUGGGCCAGGCCUUUAUAUAUGCCGUGAUAUUCACCGAACUCGCAAAUGCCGACAACCAGUUGCAGAUCUUUGGUGGGUUGAUUUUUCCGAAGGAUGUUGAUAUUAUGAUGAGAGCCGCGGAACAACUCAGGAGGCUGAUGGUCGAAAUUCACGCCGAAUAUAAAGAGCCAGAUAAGUACCAUUUCCUAGCAUACACUGGGAUUGUUGGAGAUCGCCGGCCUCGAGUUGUUUCGGACAAGGAGUUCCAAGGGCGCCGACCCCAGCCUAUUGAGGUCCAGGGCGAUCCAUUCGGUGCGAUGAUGGACAAGGUAAGGGAACUUCGAGAACGUAGGAAGACACCCGCUUUGACCGAAGGUUCAAAAGAUUCGAAUCCGGAUAAGGAGAUAGACGACAGCGAUAAGGGCGAUAUGCUUUUCAAGAAUGGCAACGGAUGA